AUGGCGCCAGCCAGAGCAGGAUUCUGCCCUCUGCUGCUGCUCCUGCUGCUGGGGCUGUGGGUGGCCAGACCAGUCAGCGCCAAGCCCGGGAACAUGACCCCAGCUCAGUGGUUUGAAACUCAGCAUGUGCAACCCAGACCUCAAGGAUGCAGCACUGCAAUACACAAAAUCAACAAGUUCUCUAAGCACUGCAAAGACUUCAGCACCUUUCUGCAUGAAUCCAUCUACUGCAUGGUCAUCACCUGUCAGACCCCCAACAUAGCCUGCAAGAAUGGUCAUAAAAACUGCCACCAGAGCCAAAAGCCUAUAUCCCUGACUACGUGUGAGCUCCUCUCAGGAAGGUGUCCAGACUACAGGAACAAGGAGAAGCAACUGGAGGCAUUCUUCAUCAUAGCCUGGGACCUGCCACAACAGAAGGAUGACCUGAGGUACCAGCUGGUCCUGCGCUUUUGGAUAAUGUUGUCUAAGGCCAAGUGUUCCCCUCACCCCAAGCUCUGCAGACUCCUGACACUGUGGCUGCCUUUUCUCCCUUGA
Molecule: messenger RNA, 534 nt
Organism: Budorcas taxicolor (takin)
Lineage: Eukaryota; Metazoa; Chordata; Mammalia; Artiodactyla; Bovidae
Product: ribonuclease 7-like
Biological process (GO): defense response to Gram-negative bacterium; innate immune response; defense response to Gram-positive bacterium
Molecular function (GO): nucleic acid binding; RNA nuclease activity
Source: RefSeq, a predicted model, not a curated record